This is a messenger RNA of Symsagittifera roscoffensis, 2145 nucleotides long. Its product is annotated as suppressor of tumorigenicity 7 protein homolog. Gene Ontology annotation, molecular function: protein binding. The record is from RefSeq and is a predicted model, not a curated record. Bases 17 to 1609 code for a protein of 530 amino acids. NCBI's taxonomy places the organism in Eukaryota, Metazoa, Xenacoelomorpha, Acoela, Convolutidae. The transcript has 10 exons.
UUUGUUGUAGAUUUAUAUGGCGUCGAUUGACGAGAGUUAUGACAGCCAUAACUUCGCUAUGUUCUUAAACACUUUGACCCCGAAAUUCUAUGUCGCUCUCACGGGAACUUCAUCAUUGAUUUCGGGUCUCAUUCUGAUUUUCGAGUGGUGGUAUUUCAAACGAUAUGGGACUUCAUUCAUCGAACAGAUGUCGCUUACUCAUGUGGCACCGUGGCUAGGCGGCGAUGUUGUCCCAGACGACCAAUCUGCGGCUGGAGGAUCGGGAUCAGAAGCAGAGGGUAGCAGUUUUGGUGGAGGGGGAGGGAAUAAUAAUGCAAUACCUGCUCCCGCUUUACAAGAGUGUAAAGUGUGGCGGAACCCUCUGAACUUACUUCGUGGAGCUGAGUACAAUCGAUACACGUGGGUCACAGGAAGAGAUCCCCUGACGUACUACGACAUGAAUCUAUCAGCGCAAGACCAUCAGACAUAUUUCACAUGUGACAGCGAUGUAUCGAGUAAUGGCAGACCUGGAGAUAAGUUAAUGUACAGUGCGUGGCGUGAAGUUAGUCAGGAUGUGAGGAUCAAAACUGCCCAAGACGCUCUCAUGCAACAGCCAGACUGCGUUACAGCACAGAUUUUACUAGCGGAAGAGGAAGCGUGUACUAUUCUGGAUGCGGAGAAGUUAUUCAAAGAAGCACACAUCAAUGCAGAACAGAACUUCAAGAAAUCUAGUAUAUACGCGCACACACCCGAGUACGAAGCAAUCAACAGAAGAGACUUGAAUGUGUUGGUGUACAUUAAGAGACGGCUGGGCAUGUGUGCUAGAAAACUAGGCAAGACGAAGGAAGCGGCCAAAGUGUUCAAGGAUCUGAUGAAGGAACACACGAGUAUCCUGAACAUACACGAGAACUACAUAGACUGUCUACUAGAGCUCAAUAACUACGGCGACUGUCUUAGUAUACUCACAAAAUACGACGACAUCUCGUUGCCGAAGUCAGCCACAAUCUGUUAUACGUCAGCAUUACUUAAAUCUAGACAGGUCGCAGACAAGUUUUCUCCUGAAGUAGCUUCGAAGCGUGGUCUGAACCAGAGCGAGCUGCAGGCAGUAGACGCCAUUCACAGAGCAGUGGAGUUCAACCCCCACGUGCCCAAGUAUCUUCUGGAGACGAAGCCCCUCAUCCUGCCCCCCGAACACAUUCUGAAGAGGGGGGACUCCGAGGCCAUAGCUUACGCCUUCUUCCACCUCAGACACUGGAAGAGAGUGGAGGGCGCACUCAAUCUACUGCACUGCACGUGGGAGGGAACGUUUCGUAUGAUCCCCUACCCACUGGAGAAGGGCCAUCUGUUCUACCCGUACCCCUCGUGCACAGAGACGGCAGACAGGGAGCUGUUGCCCCACUUUCACCCUCUGUCAGUGUACCCGAAGAAGGAGCUGCCCUUCUUCAUCGUGUUCACGGCUGCUCUGUGCACCAUUACAGCUGCACUCGCAUUCCUAACCCACCAGUACCCACAGAACAUGGGCGCCGCAGCAUCAGUAUUCUUCUCAGCAAUCGCUUCUCCUUUCUCUUACAUGGCAAUGAAGUUGGAGCCAUUCUUCCCCACCUCUCUUCUGCAAUUCAAAAUGGUCUGACUUCAUCAUUUCAUUAUCUCAAUCUCCCCCUUUCCCCAUCUCUCUCUCUCCUUAUUACACAACACCGACAGACCACAAGACACAAUUCAAAACUACAACACAAUUUACUCUCAAUGUCAGACACCUAAAAUGGGAAACCAAAGUGGCAACGGAAUGGAAUCUAUAUUUUGCAAUCCCAACUGUUCAUUGAAGAGGGUUUAAAAAGUUUGAAACUGCAAAGACUCAGUUCUUUGUCUCUAAUAUUCAAUUUGAAAACUGCUGAUAAAACUGUUCUAUCUCAAAAUUCCAUCAAAAUCCACUGCAGAUUUAAUAUACAAAUAGUUGAAUUUGUUAUAAUAUUUGGUAAUGAUAUAACUAAUAAUAAUAGUGAAAAUAGAUGCAAUGUGACUGUUGUGCUGGCCUGCUCCUCCCUUUAUUACUCUGCUGAGCUGUGCUAGUUUCAAUUUUGUCGUUAGUGAAAAGUUGUUGCUGAUAUUGUGGAUGAUAAGUUAGCUGGUGUGAUGUUAUUGUAACUGAAUUUGAGCCGUUUAGUUUGC